AUGAAGGACUCGCUGGUGCUGCUGGGCCGUGUCCCGGCGCACCCGGACUCUCGCUGCUGGUUCCUGGCCUGGAACCCCGCGGGGACCCUGCUGGCCUCGUGCGGCGGCGACCGGAGAAUCCGCAUCUGGGGCACGGAGGGUGACAGCUGGAUCUGCAAGUCUGUCAUUUCUGAAGGCCACCAGCGCACCGUGCGGAAGGUGGCCUGGUCCCCCUGCGGUAAUUACCUGGCCUCUGCCAGCUUUGAUGCUACCACUUGCAUUUGGAAGAAGAACCAGGAUGACUUUGAGUGUGUAACCACUCUCGAGGGCCAUGAAAAUGAGGUCAAGUCAGUGGCUUGGGCCCCAUCUGGCAACCUCCUGGCUACUUGCAGCCGAGAUAAGAGUGUUUGGGUCUGGGAAGUUGAUGAAGAGGAUGAGUAUGAAUGUGUCAGUGUUCUCAACUCCCACACACAGGAUGUCAAGCAUGUGGUUUGGCACCCAAGUCAGGAGCUCUUAGCCUCUGCCAGCUAUGAUGACACAGUGAAGCUGUACCGGGAGGAAGAGGAUGACUGGGUAUGCUGUGCCACCCUCGAGGGCCAUGAAUCCACUGUGUGGAGCUUGGCCUUUGACCCCAGUGGCCAGCGCCUGGCAUCUUGCAGUGAUGACCGUACUGUGCGCAUCUGGCACCAGUAUCUAUCAGGCAAUGAACAAGGGGUGGCAUGCAGCGGCUCUGACCCCAGUUGGAAAUGUGUCUGUACUUUGUCGGGCUUCCACUCAAGGACGAUUUAUGACAUUGCUUGGUGUCAGCUGACAGGGGCCUUGGCUACAGCUUGUGGGGAUGAUGCAAUUCGUGUGUUUGAGGAGGAUCCCAACUCAGAUCCACAGCAGCCCACCUUCUCCCUGACAGCCCACUUGCAUCAGGCCCAUUCCCAAGAUGUCAACUGUGUGGCCUGGAACCCCAAGGAGCCAGGGCUGCUGGCCUCCUGCAGUGAUGAUGGGGAGGUGGCCUUCUGGAAGUAUCAGCGGCCUGAAGGCCUCUGAGCUACCUCAACUUUGGACAGCAUAAUGACUCCCAGAAAAUGUCAUGAGACUUUGCCAGCCCCUGAGAAGACCAGGAGGAGCAUCCUUGACCUUCAUUUAAAAUGGCUCACUUCUAUUUAGACUUGGGUGGAAGUAUGGAGCCACAGAACUGCUCUCCUUCCCCGCCUUUGUCAUGAGGCCCUCAGUAAAGAGCUACAGAACAUCAGUACAUUGUUAUACCACCGAUUUUUCUUGCAUUAGGGCACAGUGUUAAAUUUUUUGGGGGUAAAUAUACUAUUUAUAAUCACUAUGUAUAGUAGGAGGGGGUAUAUGUCUCAGGCCUUUCUGAAGUUGUAAGACAAAUAAUCCAUCUGCGUCCCGAGCCCUAUUCAUAAGGAUAUUCAUAAAAGAAUUCCAUGGUGAAUCCUUGUCUGAAAUAGAUCCUGCCUUCCCAGUUUCUGGGUAAAUCUUUGCAUUUAAGACAUCCAAUCAAUAUUGAAGGAAAUUUUUUUCUGAAUGUAGAUUUGAGAGAGGGGCAUCUCUGCUUUCCCUCAGAAACCCUCAUAUACCUCCUGCACUGUUACGCUGUGAUGGCAACAGAGUAGGAAAAAAAGGAGAAGACAGGAACCCUAAAAGGGAGGGUUAUUACUGGACAGAGGCCCUAUAUUUUCAACAGGGAUGCAAAUUGCUUCUUCAGUAGAAAUAAAAAGUAGUUUCUGGUCCUCCACAAA
Callithrix jacchus (white-tufted-ear marmoset) is the source of this 1730-nucleotide messenger RNA. RefSeq names its product cytosolic iron-sulfur assembly component 1 (gene CIAO1). The record is from RefSeq and is a predicted model, not a curated record. Gene Ontology annotation, biological process: iron-sulfur cluster assembly. NCBI's taxonomy places the organism in Eukaryota, Metazoa, Chordata, Mammalia, Primates, Cebidae. Gene Ontology annotation, cellular component: cytosolic [4Fe-4S] assembly targeting complex. Gene Ontology annotation, molecular function: protein binding.